AUGUUUUCGAAUUCAAACGCCUAUCUAGGCGGAAAUAGCCAGCGGCCUGGCCAACAACAAUAUGGAAGUCAGUUCGGGAUGGGAAUAGGUGCCGGCCAACAGGGGCUGGGCCAGUCCCAAGCCGGGCCCUUCGCCCCUCAGCCGACCGGCUUUGGACAAGCUCCGUUGCAGCAGCAGUUUACGGGAUAUCCCAUGGCGUCCCAGGCUACGGGUAUGCCACAGCAGCAACAGCCUCCGAUGCCACUGCAGAGUCAGUUUACAGGAAUGCCUGGCCCACAAGGCUUCCAGGCUGCACCACCAAUGCCGUCCAUCCCGCCGCAGUAUCAACAACAAUUCCAGCAACAGCAGCAGCAACUACAGCAGCAGGAGCAACCCCAGUCGCAGGCGCAACCCCAGGCUCCUCAGUUCCAGAUCUCCCAACCGACCGGCUUCGUAUCGCCGAGCCAACUGAAUCCACUUGCGCCUCCCCCGCCCCCCCAGAAGCCCCAGCCGACUGGGUUCACCGAGAUGGCGGCAUCUUUCCAAACUGGAGCCUCAAAGCCCGCUCCUGCGCCCCCUCGAAAAACCAACAAGAUCCCAAACAUUAGGUUGUCAUUUAUUACCGCGCAGGAUCAAGCCAAGUUCGAGACCUUGUUCAAGUCCAAGGUCGGCGACUCGCAGACGACCAUUUCCGGAGACAAGGCUCGAGACUUGCUUCUUAGGUCUCGACUUGAUGGCGAUACCUUGUCCCACAUCUGGACGUUGGCCGAUACCACACGCUCCGGCCAGUUACAUUUCCCCGAGUUCGCACUCGCCAUGUACCUUUGCAACCUCAAGCUCACGGGCAAGCAACUACCUACGACGCUUCCGGAAAACAUCAAAAACGAGGUGUCGAGCAUGGUAGACAUUAUCAACUUUAGCGUGGCUGAGGAUGCGGCGGCACCAUCGUCGACUGCACCUGACUUCAGCGCUAGACAGAACACCGCAUCUCCACCCACGAUUCACCAACCGCAGCCGCAGCCUUCGAAUUCGCAGAUUCUCCAGGCGCAGAUGACCGGAUUCCCCGGCCAGCAACCAGGCUUUGGCCAGCCUCCGGGCCUGCAAUCGCAGCAGACUGGGUUCCUGGGCUUGUCCAACCCACAGGCCACCGGGUACAGCGGCCCUCGGCCUCCCAUGCCUCCCAUGCCCACAGGCUUCGGCCAGAACUUGUCUCCUGGGGUGGGUCUGGGUGGCAUGGCGCAGCCUUUGAAUGCACAGCCGACCGGCCGUCCAGGUCAGUGGGGACUUGUUAAUACUCCUGCUUCUGGAUUGCCGAAUAUCGAUGCUCUCCAGGCUCGCAUGAUGCCUCAGCAGGGUCGCGAACAGUCAAACUUCACCACCGCAGGCCUUCAAGGAAAUGCCGUCAUUCCAUGGGCAAUUACAAAGGAUGAGAAGCAUCGAUAUGAUGCUCUCUUCCGUGCUUGGGAUGGAAUGAACAAAGGUUUCAUCGCGGGCUCUCAAGCCAUAGAAAUCUUUGGCCAAAGUGGCCUGGAGAAGUCUGAUCUCGAGCGCAUCUGGACCCUUGCUGAUAACGGCAACAAGGGUCGGCUGGAUCUCGAUGAGUUCGCCGUGGCUAUGCACUUAAUUUACAGGAAACUGAACGGCUACCCCGUCCCCAACAAUCUCCCCCCCGAGCUCGUUCCCCCUUCGACCCGAAACAUUAGUCAGUCCAUCGGAGCGAUGAAGUCCAUGCUCCACGAGGAGUCUGAGUUCCGAAAGAACUCGGGUGCUGCCCUGCUACCACAGCGGACUGGUGUCAAUUAUGCCAAAACUCAUUCGCUUCGAGGCAAUGUUGGAGGCGCUUAUGGGCGGAAGAAGGACGCCACUAGUUUCAAGAACAACGACGAUGAUCUCGGCUAUAAGUCGAGCGCGCGCCGUAGGAUUGGGACUAGCUCGCCUCGGCCUGGCUCGCCCGCCUCCUCUGUAACCUCGAAUGACGAUCUUACUCUUGACCAGUUGAGGAAGAAAAUCCGAGAAAAGCAAGUUCUUCUCGAUGCCAUCGACUUUACGGACGAGAAGCACAGCGAGGAAGACGACUUGCUUGAUAGGAGGGAUCGCCGAGAGGCAGAGGAGCUGUAUCGCCGCAUCCGCAGGAUUCAAGAGGACAUCGAUGCCCACCCCGAUGCGGGCUGGGCUUCGGGGGAUUCCGAUGCCGAGAGGCGUGCCUUGAAGCGCCAACUCCAGAAUUUGACCGAUCGCAUCCCCCAGCUUGCGUCCGAAGUCCGGAAAACCGAGAAGGCCAUUGCUGACGCGCGCCUGGAGCUGUUCCGAUUGAAAGAUGCCAAGGCUCAUCCCGGGAGUGCCGCCGCAAUCAUUGGUACCGGGCCUGGCGGAAUGGUAACGGAGUCAGACAGGCUUAAGGCUAGAGCGAAGGCCAUGAUGCAGCAACGAACUGCGGCGCUGACCGGCAAGAAGGUUGACGUGAGCGGUGAUGAGGAUGCUGCCAAGCGCCUGGAGGAGGAGAGCAUCAAGGCCAGAACCGAGAAGGAAAAUAACGAGCGCAUGGUCCGUGAUGUGGAGGACAGCGUACGUGAUUUUGCCAAGGGUCUUGAAGAUGGUUUGAAGGAGGGCGCCAGAGACUCGACGAGUGAGCAUGAGCGUCGCCGCUGGGAAGAUGGUCUGGGUGUUGAGGACGAGGUCAGAGAUUUCAUCUUUGAUAUGCAACGCUCCAGCCGAGCUGCUCGCGUUCGUUCUCAGGACAAACGGACCACUCGGCCUGCUGAGCCUGUUUCUCGAGCUCAGCCAGAGCCCGCGGCGAGGCAUGACACUCCCCCUCCACGAUCCACAGCAUCCCCCUCGACUGUGUCUGGAGGCAGCUCGUACUCGUCUUACAAGACGCCCGAGGAACGAGCUGCGUUCAUUAAGCAGCAGGCCGAGCAACGAAUGGCCGAGAGACUGGCUGCUCUCGGAAUCAAAGCACCGUCCAAACCUGGUGAGACCGCCGCACAGAGAAUUGAGCGUGAGAGGGCAGAGAAGGCCGCCAAGCUGCGACAGGCAGAAGAAGAGGAUGCGCGUAGGGAGGCCGAACGCCAGGCGAGGCUUGCGGAAGAGCAAGGCGUCCCCCCGCCGGCCCCAGAGCCCGCCAAGACCGAGACCCGCAAGCCUCCUCCACCACCAUCGCGAAAGGCAACCAGGGAACCUCCCCCAGCGCCCGCGCCCGCGCCCGCGCCUGCACGCGCAGCUCAUGUUGAAGAUGAUGCGGGAUCCAAGGAUGAGCUUGCACGUGAGAGGGAGGCAGCUGAGGCACGCCUCAAGGCUCUCGAGGAGCAGGUACGACAGAACAAACUGAAGAAGGAGGAAGAGAAGCGGCGAAAGAAACAAGCGCUCGCCGAAGGCAGGGAACGGGAGGCAAAAGAACGGGAAGCCAAGGAGCGAGAGGCAAGGGAACGCGAGGCCAAGUUGGCCGCCGAGCGUGCUGAAUUCCAACGCCGAGAAGAAGAGCUUAGGCGCCAACUCGAAGCAGAGGAUGACGAGGACACCUCGUCCGAUGAGGAGGGUCCUCAGCAGAUAACCCCCGUCGAAUCGACACCCACUCAUGGCAGCCAGGAGCUGGAACGCGCUACACCCUCUCCUCAACCCGCAGUGGUGGUUUCACCUCCAGCUGUACCUACGCCAUCCACAGAUACCGAAAGCAAGAACCCUUGGUUCAAGAUGAUGGCCCAGCCUUCGACUACCGAGCCCCAGCAACCCACGACUGCUCCGGCACCAGUCCCACCAGCCCCGCCAGCUCCUUCCGAGUCUACCAACCCUUUCCACCGAAUGGCCCAGAAAGCCCAAACUCCUUCCGCUCCUUUCGUCCCUGGCCCUACGAUCUCGCGCAAGCGUGCUGACGACGAUGACGAUGGUUGGGGUUCUGAGAAGGCCGAUGAUUCCGACGAUGAGUCUGACGACGGACGCCCUGGUGGUACCAAGGCUGCCCAGCUGGCCCAGAUGCUCUUCGGCGCCAUGGGACCUCCUCGACCACUCUCCGCCACGGGUGAGAAGACAACCUCUCCUCCUCCAGCAACAGAGACAUCAUCGCCCCCACCCGCGCCUCCCCCGCCGCCGCCAGCGUCAGCGCCACCUACGUUGACCACGGGCGAAUCGCCAAGCGCACCCCCUCCACCUCCUCCACCACCACCGGCGGCGGCGGAUGCCCCGGUUGCUGCUCCUCCUCCGCCUCCGCUUCCCCAGACUUCUGCUCCAGGUGCGCCACCGCCGCCCCCACCUCUGCCAGACUUCGGAGCUCCCGCUCCUCCUGGCCCUCCACCCCCGCCACCCAUGCCUAACUUGGGCGGCCCACCUCCACCACCCCCGAUGCCUAAUCUCGGAGGUGGCGCUCCGGCCGGGCCUCCAGCGGGAGCUGCUCGACCUGCCGGGUUCCUGGGAGAGAUUCAAGCUGGCAGGGCACUCAGGAAGACGACGACCAAGGACAAGAGCGGAUCGGCACUUGCCGGCCGCGUAUUGGAUUAA
Messenger RNA from Scedosporium apiospermum, 4470 nucleotides. RefSeq names its product Actin cytoskeleton-regulatory complex protein PAN1. Lineage: Eukaryota; Fungi; Ascomycota; Sordariomycetes; Microascales; Microascaceae. Gene Ontology annotation, cellular component: plasma membrane; cytoplasm. The transcript is spliced from 3 exons. Gene Ontology annotation, biological process: endocytosis; endosomal transport. The record is from RefSeq and is a predicted model, not a curated record. Bases 1 to 4470 code for a protein of 1489 amino acids. Gene Ontology annotation, molecular function: protein binding; calcium ion binding.